This is a messenger RNA of Manihot esculenta (cassava), 3684 nucleotides long. Its product is annotated as probable apyrase 7. The transcript has 3 exons. Gene Ontology annotation, biological process: nucleoside diphosphate catabolic process. Bases 336 to 2618 code for a protein of 760 amino acids. Gene Ontology annotation, cellular component: membrane. Gene Ontology annotation, molecular function: nucleoside diphosphate phosphatase activity. NCBI's taxonomy places the organism in Eukaryota, Viridiplantae, Streptophyta, Magnoliopsida, Malpighiales, Euphorbiaceae. The record is from RefSeq and is a predicted model, not a curated record.
AAAGACUUCGGGCAUUACGUCGUCAUCUCUUUUCUGUCUGUUUCUCUCUGUUCUCAAUCCUAUUCUCAUUUUCAAACCUCUCCACCACCGACGACGCCGACGAUGCUGGGGUGUAACAGGAUCGGCGUUUCAGGUUCUUCAGUUCAAUCGCUGUUUCCUCUGCUCCGAAAUUGAAUGCCGCAGCCCCUAUGUAUGAUGCCAUUUCUUAUCCUUAUAUUAUGCCGUGUCAAAUUCCUGGCAUUCAAGUUUGGGUUUAGGAGGAACAUAAUUCUUAAGCUACUGGAUUGCUAAUAUGUGAUGAAUCGAUUCCGCAUACAAUAAAUUAUUCCUGCAAAAUGGUGUUUGGUAAAAUAGCAGAUGCAUUUUCUGCCGCAACAAGUCAUUUUGCAGCCUCCAAGACUUCUGCUGUUCCAUAUAUGUCAUUUGGAUUGCUGCCACCUCCUGCAGAAACCACUGAUCAUGGCUUUGACUUGGCCAACUCUAGUCAUAAAAAUAAUUUGCGUCUUUCUUCAUCUCUCCAAGAUCUCAAAUCAUAUCGACGACUUGAUCUUGAAGAAGGGGAUUAUAACAUUGGGAUUGAUAGGAAGCAUUAUUUAUUGCAGAGAGAAAAUGCUGGAUCAAGUUUUUCAAAGGAGAAACCAAUGCUUGGCAGAAUCCCUUUUUUACGGAGAAAGUGGGUGCGAUUGGUUAUGAUUCUUUUGUGUCUGCUACUGCUUGGUUUCCUGACUUAUCUGAUUACAACAUAUAUUCUUUCUUAUUUAUCUCAAGGAUAUUCCAAGUUCUAUGUUGUUCUUGAUUGUGGAAGUACUGGAACUCGAGUUUAUGUAUAUCGUGCAUCAAUUGAUCACAACAAAGAUAGAAGUCUCCCUAUUGCUCUUACAUCACUAACUGAGGGUCUUUCUAGAAAGGCAAGUGGACGUGCAUAUGACCGAAUGGAAACCGAACCUGGGCUUCAUCUGUUGGUGCAUAAUACAUCUGGCUUAAAGGCUGCAAUAAAGCCACUUGUUCGGUGGGCUGAGAAGCAAAUCCCUGAGCGUGCUCAUAAGACUACGUCCCUUUUCCUUUAUGCUACAGCUGGGGUUCGCAGGCUGCCAACCGCUGAUUCAAAAUGGCUUCGAGACAAAGUAUGGUCGAUACUAAAGGAAUCACCUUUCCUGUGCAAGAGAACAUGGAUCAAGGUUAUUAGUGGAAUGGAUGAAGCUUACUAUGGAUGGAUAGCCCUUAACUAUCAAACGGGUGUAUUAGGGAACACUCCCAAGAAAGCAACAUUUGGUGCACUUGACAUGGGUGGCUCAUCAUUACAGGUGACAUUUGAGAGCAAGAAACAUGGGCAUAAUAUGACUGACUUAAACCUUAGGAUUGGAGCUGCUAAUCAUCACCUCACUGCAUAUUCUCUUGCUGGCUAUGGUUUAAAUGAUGCAUUUGACAAGUCAGUUGUCCAUAUUUUAAGAGGGCUUCCAAAUGCAGAUUUAGCAAGUGAAAACAUAGAAAUUAAGCAUCCUUGCCUACAAUCUGGCUAUAAGGAGCAAUACAUCUGUUCUCAGUGUGCUUCUAGUCAACAAAAUAGUCCAACUGCUGUUGUUGUAGGAAGAAAUUCAGUUAAGGGAGUCAAGUCAGGAGUUCCUGUGCAGCUUAUUGGUGCUCCAAAUUGGGAAGAAUGUAGUGCACUGGCCAAAGUUGCCAUCAAUUUGUCUGAAUGGUCUAAUCAAACUGCCGCAGUUGAUUGUGAUUUGCAACCUUGUGCUCUUCCUGACAUUUUUCCACGCCCUUAUGGUCGGUUCUAUGGAAUGUCUGGCUUUUUUGUGGUUUAUCGGUUUUUUAACCUGACUUCAGAAGCUACACUUGAUGAUGUUUUGGAGAAGGGUCAAGAAUUCUGUGAAAAGACCUGGGAAGUUGCAAGGAAAAGUGUUUCUCCACAGCCUUUUAUUGAACAAUAUUGCUUCAGGGCACCAUACAUAGUGUUUUUGUUGAGAGAGGGUUUACAUAUCACAGAUAACCAAAUCAUUAUUGGUUCUGGAAGUAUUACUUGGACUCUUGGGGUUGCUUUAUUUGAAGCUGGGAAAGCAUUUUCACCGAGACUGCGACUUCCUAGUUAUCAAAUACUCCAAGUGAGGAUACAUCCAAUAGUUCUUAUUGUCAUUCUGAUCAUUUCCUUGAUUUUGCUGUUUUGUGCAAUAUCAUGUCUUGCAAAUUGGACGCCUAGAAUUUUUCGAAGACCAUAUCUUAUGCUUUUCAAGCAUAACAGUGGAUCUGCUACAUCCGUUCUUAGUAUCCCUUCACCAUUCCGGUUCCAGCGAUGGAGUCCUAUUAGUUCUGGGGAUGGAAGAGCAAAGAUGCCACUUAGUCCAACAAUUGCUGGUAGCCAACAACGAUCUUUUGGCUUGGGGCAUGGUCUAGGCGGUAGCGGCAUCCAGCUUAUAGAGUCAUCCUUUUACCCAUCAACCAGUGGUGUAUCACAUAGUUAUUCUUCAAGUAGCUUAGGACAGAUGAUUGACAGUAAUAGCAUGGGUUCAUUGUGGUCUCCUCACAGAAGUCAGACGAGUCUUCAAAGCAGGAGAUCACAAUCUCGAGAGGACCUUAGUUCUUCUUUGGCUGAGGCACACAUGGUGAAGGGUUAAGGAAUAAACUUCCUGAAGUUAUGGUAUGCUAACUUCUUUCUUUCCUACAUUUAUUUUUCCAGGGAAAAGGAUUUAAACAUCUUACUGGUAGGGAAAAGAGAGAGAGAGAAGAGAGAUUUUUUUUUUUUGUGGGGGUGGGUGGGUGGGGGUGUGUCUGGCUGGCUGAAUUUGAAAAUAUUUUAGCAAUGGAUUUAUUCAACAAAAGAUUGCAGACAUUCUUUCUAACACACGUUGAGAAUAUAGUGCCCUUGCCUGAAAUUUUUCUCAUGACAGUGUCUUUGGGAAACUAAACUUUUGCAUAUGCACAAAAAAUAAAAUAAAAUAAAAUAAAAACUAUUCUGGUAACAGCAACUGAGAAAAAUUUUCCAAAGAUGGAAUUCAUGUAAGGGCAAAUUUAUCAUCACUUAACCUGUGUCAGCAUGCUGAUCUGUGUGAUUGAUGGUAGACAAGGAAAUUUAUGCAUGUCCAGUUUCUAUUUGUGUUCCCUUCAACUGAAAUAUCGUUAAAGAAAUCAAAAUGCACGUUAUCUUUUGAUUGAUCUUACUGUGUUCCCAGUACAUAUAUAUGAUAGAUAUUCCCAGUAUUACAGGUUAAUAAUAUUGUGGGGCUGUUCUCAUCAUUGGUUUCAACAGAGUUCACUCAGCAGAGCUUUCAGCACUUGUUAAGUGGGUUGCUUUGCCAAUUUUCCCCAAUUUAACCAAGCCUGAUUUCUAAAGAUCCCAAGCCAUGGUUCCUACCUCCACUGGUUGGAAAAAAAUUCAUUCCUGCCAUUAUCAGACAAUAAUUUGAUGCACUUGCACCGCGAGGUAUUAUUCACAGUUGAUCUGGGUGGCUGGAUGACCAUUUUUACGCAAAGGUGGAAGCUUAGAUGCACCAUUCACGACUCUUCAUUACAUACCAGUUUGACUCGAAUUAGCCAUAGCUUCGUAGAAAUUUCUUCUUUUGUUUGUCUCACUUUGUUGUGCUGCAAAUGAUAUGGGUUUCAUGGAGGAUUAUGGUACGAUAUACCCAUUGUUGUCUUACUUAUACAUGCCAUAGUUAUAAAUGAAAGUACAUUGCAAGGCCA